UACUUCCAACAAACUUGAAGAUGCAUAAUCUCCCUGUCGAGCUUCAGCUUCAAGUUGCCAGCUUCUUAGAUGUGGAGACGAUCCUUUCUCUGCACGUCCACAUCCUUGUUUCAAUUCACCCAUGACCGCAGCUUAUGGCUCACUUUAAUAUCUCGGAUGUCCCAUGUCCUUCCGCGGUCGCUUUCUGAGUCAGAAACUGCGACACUGUCGACUUUGCAGUUGGAACGCCUGAUCAAAACUGCAAUGCACGUCGAGCAAGUAUGGCUGUUGCCAAGAAAGGACACUUUUCUUAUCAAGGAACGAUGUGAUUCAGAUGACAUUGAGAACUCGAUUCCUCGUGUCCGAUACCUAGCAUUCGUCUCCGACCACCAUUUGUUGUCCUUGGGCUCUGAGGGGAAAAUCAAUUUGUGGAAAAUCAACAAUGUUUUCGCACCUUUUGCUGCAGAGCUUUUUGUCACCUAUGCUUCUUCGACGUGGUAUCCUUGUGCAUAUCAUUUGAAUACAGCUGGCUCUGUACUUGCUAUUGCAUUGACUCAUGUCGAACUCGUUGCUGCGAGAGUUUUAACCAUCUCUCUCGAUACCAGUGGUUCGUCGGAAUCAGGACCUCCAGUUCUAGUCACUCGGGGAGAAUUUUCAAUCUUUCCACCACAAGUCAUCAGAGCGAUCGAUGCCGACUUGGAGCUCGCCUUACUUUCUAACACUGCUUUAUCCUUCGAAGUUGUGAACUGGAGAACUAAAGCUCAGGCUACAGUAGCCCUUCGCGCUAAUGAUCCUGGAGAUUUAUGGAAUGGUAUUACCGCCAUGCGGAUAUGUGGGCCGUAUAUCCUAGUCUUUAGAAUGCACACCGUCGAGGCAUAUCCUCUCCCCUCGCAUUUAUCUUCUGGAGUUGGAGAGCGCUCUGAUAUUUUACCCCAACUCACAUUCAGAUUCCCACACACCAUGACAUAUCGCCGUGUAUCCCUCACAAAAACGACAUGUAUCAAUGACGAUGAAUCCGAGAUUUAUGGGCUAUCCGCGCUUGCAAACGAUCUAUUCCAUGGGAUAUUUCUUUUCUAUGUGGAGUUAACAGUGCGUCCCUUGCCAUCAUUGUCAGUCUCGCCUUUGGGUGUCCGACCCAUGGCAAUCGCUUCGCCACAAUUUAUCGCGGCGCCGCUGCCUGAAGAUUUACCGCCACCACUGGUGCCUCCGGUCCCGUUUGGAACUGUACAUGACGCGAGGACAUUUGUAUCAGCUUGGGCAUUGGGAGACUACGGAAAACGCGGGAUCUGGGUAGCAAGGUCCCGGACCAGCAUGAUCCGUACCGUCGUGGCAUUUACAAAUCCUCGAGACGUUAGUAAUACAUCAGAAGAAGCCCGAGUCUGGAGUAGUGGUUCACUACAAGCAAACGUCGACUCGGAAAGGCCAGGGUUAAUUAACGGCCAAGUGGUUCAUGAUAUACCGUUACAAGAUGACAUCACAGUGUGCGCUGUCUCAGACACUACGGGAAGAAUGGCGCUUGGAUCUUGGGCAGGGUCAAUAACUAUAUUGUAAAUUUCUUACUCUUAUUCUCCAAUUUACACAUGCGUAGAUGUGACACUAUGAUCUGGCAUUCCCCUCUACCAAGAGUGUCCACAAUAACUGUAACUCAUCGUCCAUAGAAUCUAAA
Messenger RNA from Suillus fuscotomentosus, 1645 nucleotides. RefSeq lists its product as uncharacterized. The coding region runs from base 70 to 1530 and encodes 486 amino acids. Lineage: Eukaryota; Fungi; Basidiomycota; Agaricomycetes; Boletales; Suillaceae. The record is from RefSeq and is a predicted model, not a curated record. The transcript has 5 exons.